Molecule: messenger RNA, 746 nt
Organism: Chiloscyllium plagiosum (whitespotted bambooshark)
Lineage: Eukaryota; Metazoa; Chordata; Chondrichthyes; Orectolobiformes; Hemiscylliidae
Source: RefSeq, a predicted model, not a curated record
AGUGAGAGAGAGAGAGACAGUGAGUGUGAGUGAGAGAGGGAGAAUUGUCAAUUAGGGCAGAGGCAAUGUCCUGCUACCCUGUGAGGGGGCUUCCCCUCCUCCCAGGCAACACUUUCCAGGACCCUACGAAAUCUAACUUCCAUCGAUCACAGACUUUCAUCUACAAGAAUGGGAUUGCUCUCCCUCUUGUGCCCAAGGUCGGGAUUGGUGGGGAACCAAUCCAUGUCAAUCAGCUGUCUCUGUCUGACGUGGAUGAAUUGGCCAACAAGAAACCAACAUUAACCUACGGCCAGGCCAAACAGGCCCCACCAGCAGAUUUCAUCCCUGGGCAUGUGGCUUUUGAUAAGAAGGUAUUGAAAUUUGAUGGAUAUUUCAAGGAGACAGUUCAUGAAUCCUCACAGGAACAUUAUCGGGUUCGACCGAUCAUCCUGUACUAUUACCUGGAGGAUGAUAGUAUUGCCAUUCAUGAGCCUGAAGUGGACAAUUCUGGACUAAAUCAGGGUAAACUGAUCAACAGACAGCGACUCCCAAAGAACGACCAAGGGGAUUGUUGGCAUUGGAAGGAUCUCAAUGUCGCGAUGGAGGUGGUGGCUUACGGCAGGCGCUACCGUCUCACUGGCUGUGACACGUUUACAUGUUACACUGGCUGUGACCAGAGAGCUCGGAGUCAGCCCCUGAAAUCAGGAGCCUAUCUGAAUCCCCUGGUUAUAUCUGUUAGCAAGGGCUCCCCAAUUGGCCCAGGCUAA